Talaromyces rugulosus is the source of this 879-nucleotide messenger RNA. RefSeq lists its product as uncharacterized. The record is from RefSeq and is a predicted model, not a curated record. Bases 1 to 879 code for a protein of 292 amino acids. The transcript is spliced from 4 exons. NCBI's taxonomy places the organism in Eukaryota, Fungi, Ascomycota, Eurotiomycetes, Eurotiales, Trichocomaceae. Gene Ontology annotation, molecular function: oxidoreductase activity.
AUGUCCCCCCUUCCCGAAAGGCUUCUGCGGCUGUCGAUCGCACAUUACAAGAAGCCAAAUAUCUCUGAUGAAGAAUUUCACCGCUGGGCAACCGAGGAACAUUGUGUUCGAGCAGCCGCGAUACAUGCCAAGCAUGGUGUGCGGACUUUUGACAUGUUGUUCAGUUUGAAGCCGGCGCGAGACCAGGUUCAAGAGCUGAAUGAACGCCUUGGGGGCAAAUGGACUGUCGACAACCACGACGUCGUUGUCGAAUUUUACGUGCGCGACUUGGCGGCAGUGGAAGGCAUCAUCAACGACCCUGACUUUCAGAAAUUACAGUCGGAAGAAGCUCCAUGGAUCGAUGCGGAGAGAGUCCCGAUUGGAGCAAGCUUAGGCUGGGUUGAGGUUUAUGCGGAGCAGGGCAAGGUUGUGAACGUUACGAAGGAUGAGAAGCCUGCCUACGGGAAGCUGGAUUUGGGCGUGGGUAACGACGUCUUCCAAACCCGAGACGAUCACCCUAGUUUACAGACAAGAUGGUCCACAUACAACGUGUGGUCCGGUACACUACAUGCUAGGCACGGAGUACCACAAUAUUACCAGUUCUUCAACCCCCACCGCGCCCAUUCCGCCACCAAGGAGUUGAACACACACAUGGGAGGCAAGUGGAUCAUAGGCAACCACGAUGUACAGGUGGAGUUCUACUUGCGUGAUCUCGCGCAGCUCACAGUAGUUCCUGAAGACCCUGAGUUCAAAGCCUUGCAGGAAGAGGAGGCCCACUCGUCAGCGGAGAGAAUAUUCUUGGGGUGGGUCGAAGCGUAUGUGCAAGACAAGAUGGCCCCGGCCAGGUUGUCAAUGUGGGUUUUGAUGGAAAAACGUUAUUACUCCAUAAACAUGCAUUAA